Messenger RNA from Protopterus annectens (West African lungfish), 5656 nucleotides. RefSeq names its product nectin cell adhesion molecule 4 (gene NECTIN4). The record is from RefSeq and is a predicted model, not a curated record. Bases 525 to 2075 code for a protein of 516 amino acids. Lineage: Eukaryota; Metazoa; Chordata; Ceratodontiformes; Protopteridae. The transcript has 9 exons. Gene Ontology annotation, cellular component: adherens junction. Gene Ontology annotation, biological process: heterophilic cell-cell adhesion; homophilic cell-cell adhesion.
UGGAAACAGGUUUUUCUUUUCUCUUCCUCAUGUUUAGGUAAAGCACUUGACAGCAGGUUUUCAUAUCUUUUGAAAUUUUAACUGACAUAACUGAAAAAGAAACAGAGGAAUAAAAGUCAAGAAAAGCAGAAUUUCCUAAGUAAUGAAACAUUAGUCAAAGAAUCUUCAUUACAAGUCUGAAGGAAAAGAAAUAACAACAUUCUGUGUAUUCUUCUACAAGUAACUGUUGAAUAAUCUAACAGCAUCCUGGAAGGAAAUCUUAGGCAACUGCAGUAUCUGGAGAAUAUUUUUAAGUAAGCAAACCGCUCUUGCAUUAUGAGCCAACGUAAAACUUGGGAGAAAUGCCAGUUAUCGUACAGAUGAACAAGUGCAUAUGAAUUUUCUGUUAUUCCAACUUGGAUUUAAUGUGUGAAUACAAAAGAUUUUGAGAUCAAGGAAUAUGGUCAGCACAGCUUAGAAGACUGUCUUCUCUGUUUAAUCUUGGAAGUUACUUCUGCAUUUCUUUACUACUCACUUAUUUUAUUAUGGAGAGAACUGCAAUAUCUGGUUCCAAAAGAGUAACAAAACAACUCCAUGGUCUACUCUGUUUACUUUUGUGCCAUGGUAUCUCAACAACGUUCAUACCUAAGGACCCCAAGGUGAUUGCUAUCUUUGGACAGCAAGUAGUUUUGCCAUGCCUCUUCCAGGAGUCUGAUAACAGAGUUCAAGUUGUGCAGGUGAACUGGUAUUUAGCACCACCAGGUGCCUCAAGGGAGGAAAUAGCUGUUAUCCAUGACCAACAUGGACUUGCGGUGCAUGACAGUUACAAGGACCGUGUGGAGCGCUAUGCCAAGUCCGUGGCUGAGAAUGGUGCGAUCGUUUUGAAGACAGUGGCAGUUGCAGAUGAAGGGCAAUAUGUCUGUCGAGUUACCACUUUUCCGAGUGGCACCUUUGAAAACACAGUCACAUUAUCAGUCUUCAUGGCACCACUUAUGACGCUGAAACAUGUUCCAGAACUUACAGAAAGACUCAAGAGCACGGCUGUAGCCUCCUGUGUGGCGGAGGCGAGACCUAUUCCAAGCAUCAGCUGGGAAACGGAAUUAGAAGGCACAUGGGACAGUAAGACGGUGUCACUAGGCAAUGUGGAAGUCAUAACCAGUGAUUUCAUUUUGUGGCCACACAGGUCGAUGAACGGGAAGGAGCUGAUCUGUGUGGUUACUCAUCCUGCUUUGUCUGAACCAAAACGCAUGACUUAUAAAAUGAAUGUCAGAUAUCCACCAGAUGUGACCAUCAAAAGGGAUACAGACUGGUACAUUGGAUUAGUUGGUGGAACUUUAAAGUGUAUUGGUGAUGGAAACCCUGUACCAACAAACUACACAUGGAGAAGACAAAAUGGUUCCUUCUCAGAGGGAGUGAAAAUCGAGAAAGGUAUCCUGAAGUUUGAGAAGCCACUGACUGAAGCGGAUUCUGGCAUUUAUUUCUGCUCUGUAGCCAAUGAGGUUGGAAGAAAGGAGAGUCAGACAGAAAUUUUAGUGCAUGCAGCAGCAGCGGCCAGACAUACGGACUUCGUUAACACUACAGUUAUUGUUAUCGGAGUGGUGGCAGUUGUUCUGAUAGCUUUGCUUGCCAUUGCUGUUGGCUUAGUCACUCGUUAUCACAGGAAGAAAAAGAAGGAGCUAACGAUAAAACUUGAGGAGUUCUCUACCUUGUCCAGGGGAAAUUCUAUUCGCAGAGUGAACUCCAUCAGCAUCAGAACACAGACAGAUGAAAACAUGCCUCUCCAGGGAUUAAACCACCUAAAUGCAAUGCGAGAGCUCAGUACAGCAUCUGUUGGAGGCAACUCAUUUAACCUGCCUUCUCAGAUUGAUGAGUUGGAACGACGCAGCAGUUCAACAAUUGCAACCGUAAGGGAAAUAGAGGUGCAGACUGAAAUGGAAGUGUUAACUUCUCAGGAGGCUGAUGAGGCACUGAGCAGUACUGAUAGCCACGGGGAGAUCCAAACAGCCAUGACUCACUUCUACCCAGAAAAUGGCACAUUGCGUCCAAAGCCCACCUGCAAUGGCAUAUAUAUCACAAGGAAAGAGAACUUUGUUUAGCUGGUAUUCUACAGGACAGUCAAGAUGCGUGGAGUCUGGAACUUCUGCAUCUCACUGAAACUUUUACAGUAUGAUUGUGAAGAAUGGGGAACAUUUGAGGAAGUAAAAUUCAAACUGAGUUUACUGUUUUCUUGACUUGGAACACAGAAAACGUGUGAAUGGUGGUAUAGAUCAGUCAUGUAGGAAUCGUGCAGAGCAAAUAAAUAUAUCAAGGAAUGUCUAAAACAUUUAACAUAUGGCUGCAAUAUUGAUGGAGAGGCUUCAGUACUGUUCAGUAAUAUACUGCAUAGAACUGGGAAAAAGAUUUUGUAUUAGGCCUAAAAUAGCUGCCCCACCAGGAUAUGACUAUUUUCAGUAUCGGAAAGAAGAAGUGGCAGUAUUUCUCCUUAUAAUUAUAAAGCAUUUCUAAGGAUGAAAAUUAUUCUGCAAAUUAAGCACAGGCUCAUAGCACUGUCCACACAUUAUGCUUAUUUCAGAAUCUGAUAGUUGUAUCUAUUUGAUAUGGAGAGCAAGGAAUCCUAUUUUGCUGCAAACCCUGAAAAUACCACCACACUUUGGGUCUACUGCUGUUCUCGCAAUUUUUGUAGCAAAUUAAAUGCUAGCAAAAGGAAAACUGGUGCAAGUUUUCUUCAAACAUUAACACUAUAAAGGAAAAUGAAUGGAAAUUGGUAACCAUACCUGACACUAACCUGACUCAAGGAACCUUUAUACCGGGAAAGCCAUUAAUGUUUGCUCAGGAUGUCAGAAGAAGAAAGACCACUUGAUGUAAAAUUUCUGUGAGAUAUCUUGCCAGUGUCACAUUGUAAUGAGAGUACUUCAUUAUGUAUAUAGCCUGGUAUUUAUCUAAGUGGUUGCAUCUAAGGAGUCAUGUAGGAUGAGCUGAAAUCUACUAGGACAUAUACACUCGAAAUGCCACUGAUAAUGUUACUUGUCUUUUAAACCCUGGUCAUCGCAUGUACAGAUCUGAACUCCUAAUGCAGUGGCAGUACAAUUAUUUUUAUAAAUGUUCUAAUAAUUUAGCCUUUCAUUCAACUCGGCAGUGUGGAAAAUUCCAAGUACAGUUUCUACAUGGAGAACUCUUACGCUAGCGUGGGCACUAGUUUUAUAUGAACAAACAGACAAGCCAUGUUAUGGUAAACUGCAUACACGUUGGUAAAAUGUACAUUGUGAAAUGGGAGAGUACUGAAUUUUGAUUUCAGUUGUGCUGCUAUUCAGGUACAGCAGUCACACAGAUAUUAAUGUAUUAAAAAUGUAAUAAUACCCUACUUCGUAACAUAAGGCACACCAGACAGUGCAUUAUGGAGGAAUAGUGACUACUGAUGUGUUCUUCUGUGACUCAUAAUCAGUCUAGGCAUUUUCUCAUAUAAUAUACACUCCUGUUGUCCCUUACUGAUAAAUAGUAAAGCAAUUUGAAGUCAAAUGAUUAGCAUCACAAUUUACACCUUGUUGAACUGUAAUGAUGAGAAACAUCAAGUUAGAUUUGUUAGUCUGUUCCUAAGAACACAUCUUUCUUGGUUUUGUCCUGUACAUCAUUAACCUUACAGUAUUAUUAGGCUUUAGAAAGAAGAGUCUAGACAGUUGUACCUCCUCGUUGGUCAAGACUGUUCAAUUGAAAUUUUGCUGCCAUGUCUAUACUGAUCCUUGGGGUUGCACUAGUGGGAACGCUCUCGGUUAUGGCCAAAAGGUUGCAUGAAAAUCCUAAAGCUAUACCAAUCAUAGAUACAUAUUAUUACAAGGCAAGGCCUGCUGGCAAAGACUCUGGUAAUAACAUUAAGCAACUUAAUCACAGAAUUUCCACAGCACUCAUAUGCACAUGCAUAUUCUAAAAAUCAAGGAUGCUUCAGUUUUAGUGGGGAUGGGGGAUGACAUAAUUAUGAAGGUAUUUACCUCACAGACAUUAAGUACAAGGUUUGGGUCUCACCUUUGACAAAAAUAAGUUAGGUUUAAAAUUGCAUCUAAUCUAAGUUUUAUGUCCAUGUAGUUCUUCGGGUUGGGUUGGCAUAAUGGUUAAAAUUUUCACCUAAUAGGCACAUGGUACAGGGUUUGAUUCGGGUCUUGGAUUAUUGGCUAGACCCAAAAUGGCCUUUUAGACCAGUUAAGCUAGUAUUCAGUUAAGAACCUAUGAAUCUAUACAGAUCAUUUCCAUUGCAAUUCAAAGCAAACCCAUACCUCUACAGUUACUUCCAAAGUAUAACUUAAGUCCUAAAGCAGUAUGAAUGUUUGCAGGUAUUCUAAUGUAGGAGGUAAUGCAGAGCAGUGGACAUUGCAUAAGUCUACCUUUAUAAUAGCAAGUGAUGUCAUUAAGUGAGCUAUAGUGUCUCCUUUAACUACCAGCAUAAGUCCAAUGUUCCUGUUAUCCCCAAAACUUUUUUUUAAACAAAUAGACAUGUUAAAUAAUAUUGAAUCAAAGUUAUUUAUCAAAAGAAUGGGGAAAAAGUUGUUAACCAGUGCUGUGAGCUUCAUUGCUGAGGUUGCCUGCUAGUAAAAGUUUCACAUUUUAUUCAUCCUUUCCAUAUUGUAAGAGGAGAGUUAAUGAUCCACAUGUGGAAAUGGAAGGCUGAGAACUAUGUGUAUGUAAUGAAACACUAGAGAUGACAGCUUAAAUCAGUUUACUAAAUGUAGUCUUUUAUGAAAAUGCUGGUAUUAAACAAGGUAUACCGUUAACAAAUCAGUUUACACCCCUCAAAACACUGUCACCAAGCAUAUCUCUUUGCUUUUUAGUGCAAGAAUCAGGGACAAAAUGAGGGAUAAAGACGCAAACUCUGGUUAGUUGAGAGAUAUUGUAUGGCAACCAGAAAAUGAUCAAGCUAUUACCUCAGUCUCCAGAAAAGUACUAAAAUGUUACUGUGAGAACUUUCAAGGAAUGCUGUGACAUUUUGUCUGCUAUGCAAAAAUACUGGUGAAAUCAAAUGUUCUGCAUUUUCACCCCAAGUUAUAUCCAUAAGGAUGCAGGGUACUGAUUUAGUAAAGUAACAAAAUAAGCCAAUAUUAUUUAACAAGUAAUCCUAAUAAACAAAGCACAGAAGUCAUCUGUUAAAAUAUCACUGGAUUUCUUUUAUUUUAAGUCAACACACAAGUAUUUCAAAGCUGCACAUGUAGGCACCAUUUCAGAUGUACAAGGACAUAGCAGAAAAUAUUACGAAGGGUAAUAAAAUAAACAUGAAUUUGACUGGCAAAGGAAUGAAGCCAAAAGAAAGCUCUCUCAAAAGCUUCAGUGCACAUUUGGAAAUAAGAAGUCAUUAUUUGUGAACAAGGACCCUUUCCUCUGUGUCAAUAUUACCAUUUUUUUGAAGGGAAAACUUAAGUGAUGGGAAAAGAAGUAAAGAUCUUUUGCUAGUUGUUCAAUACAUAUGACACAGCAGAUGUUAUCUCUGUUUGACAUUUGGGACUCUUGACAUACAUUUAGAAGGAAACGCUAUGAUAGAAACCAAUUUUAGCAUUCUACCUGUCUAUCUGCAUUUGUUUGGUGAUUCUGAAAGCAUUUAUUGCCUGUUUUCAUAUUAUGAAUGUCAGUAUUCAUUAUUAGAAUUAAUAUUAUGAAUGUAAAUAAUAUCCACCAGAAUGUCUUGCCCAUGUCGCAG